AUGGUCAUCGGCCAACUGUGGGGGGUGGCCACCCAGACGGGCGCGUCUCUCUCUCGCACCGCUCAGCGCCCCGUUAAGUCUAUCCUCUUCUACUUCUGCGCGGGUGGACGCAGGUCGUUGCGUCCCUUUUCAACGUAUGCGUUCAACUAUCGCCGUCCCGCUUCCGAGCAGGUUACCGAUUACGGCGGUCGUGUUGAGUUGCUCGUUAUCGCCAGGCGUCGUAAGAGGUCCAGUGCCUUGGAAGCAAUCGCGCGGCGGCUGGCAUUGAUAAAGACAGAUGUUUCCUUUAUUGCCUCCGAUAGUGUAAGCAGUGGCGUA
Messenger RNA from Iphiclides podalirius (scarce swallowtail), 318 nucleotides. The record is from the annotation of a GenBank genome assembly. NCBI's taxonomy places the organism in Eukaryota, Metazoa, Arthropoda, Insecta, Lepidoptera, Papilionidae.